Molecule: messenger RNA, 1649 nt
Organism: Tremella mesenterica DSM 1558
Lineage: Eukaryota; Fungi; Basidiomycota; Tremellomycetes; Tremellales; Tremellaceae
Exons: 5
Coding region: 170-1543 (457 amino acids)
Biological process (GO): regulation of DNA-templated transcription
Cellular component (GO): nucleus
Source: RefSeq, a predicted model, not a curated record
AAUAACUACAGCAAUACAUCAAUACACCAGCAUAUCUGAAUACCAGUGCACUACCAUACUCCAUCCCUUCAACCAAUACAUUUGAGUGAUAUUGUAGAGAGAACAAUCAACUUCGAACUCUGAAGGACCUAGACCAUCCGGCUGAUAUCAAGCCCCCCACACCCGCACGAUGCCACCAAAACAAAUCAUCGUCCCUCCUUCUCCUACUCCUCCACCUACAGCGAGCGCGGACGAACCACAUGAUCUGUUGAUCAUACAAGAUAUGGUAGAUACGUUUGAGCAGAUACCACCGGAAUUGACCAGGGUCCAUAGUGAUUUAAAUGAAUUAGGAGCGGUUUUGUAUUCCACUCUGCUCAACCUCGAACGUAAACUCGAUCUACUGAUCGGACAAAUUGGUGACGAUACCGUAGGACCGGAAAAACGGUUUCAGCUCUUACAGGAGAUAGCGGAGGAAGCUGCGAGGUAUAAAUUAGGAGGGGAUGAUAAGAUCAGAGUAGCUGCUGGGGCUUGUGAUGGUAUCCUCGUUCAUCAAAAACAUUUACAAAACCUAGUCGACGCUUCUACCCUUUUCGUCCCUGCCCCACCUUCUCCUUACACUCAAACUCUCACUGUACCCCUUCCUCCUGUUCAAGGCUCAUCCCGCCGCGGAUUGACCAGAGCUGCCAACUCUCCUUUUGGCGGAAGGGCAGUGCCCAGUGCAGAUAAGGGCGAGACGCCGACCAAGAGGAAGAAGAAUCGUGUACAGCAAUUGGGAGGGAAAGAAGAUGAUGAGGUGUCCAACGGAGGAGGAGAGAAGAAGAGGAUUUCACAUAAGAAAAGAAGACCACUCAUCCGUGCAUUCUCCCCUGCAGAAUCCCUCGGUUCAUCCUCCGCAUAUACCACCAAACUCCCCCUUCAGCAAACCGCACGACAGAUCGCUGCAGCAGCCAACAAAGCUCGCAAAGCAGAACAACAAGACGAUGGUUCCGACGCGGAAUCUCAAACCGGUCUGAAACCCUCUUCUCUCGGCAUGCAACCUUCCCCUUCGACGGAGUCGAUGUUGGGCGAUAAGGGUGUGCUGGGCUUGGAUGUGAGCGGCGGAGUGGCUAUCAGUCGUGAGAACUCUACUACCCGUGCAGGAAACGGAAAAGACGUGAAAGAAGCUGGUAGAGCAGCUCGUGCUAGAGGAGUCAAAAGAGGAAGAGAAGACGAACAUGAGGAAGGGGAAAGUGAAUUGGAUGUGGAAGAAGAAAGACCGGCACAUAAACGGACUUCAACAAAUGGGAAGAAGAAUGUUAAAGAGGAGGAUAAUGAUAUGGAUGGUGGUGGUGAUGGUGACACGGAUACGAAGAGGUAUUGUCUUUGUCAACAAGUCAGUUAUGGGGAGAUGUUGGGAUGUGAUGAUGAUGAGUGCGAGGUGGAAUGGUUCCACUUGGCUUGUCUGGGUCUUGACUCGGCACCUUCGUCAACUGAACCGUGGAUCUGCCCAAUGUGCACAGAAAGACGGAAGAAACAUCCAAAGAGUAAACGGCCAGUCAAGGGUGGUGGAAAAGGGCGGAAAUGAUCCCAUCUCUUCGCAAGUUAUCACAACUAUCCAUUUUUACAUCCUCCCCACUAUCCGACUAUCCGUACAAUUGUGUUUCGAAAACGAUGUAUCGAUGUAAUCAUCG